AUGUGGAUACCACAUACAAUACCAAAGACAACUUUUCACCUGUUCAUUCCAUCAGAUGAAAUUGUCUCUUGCCGGUUGUUGGUGAAUGAGGUCGAACAGGUUAUAAGCUCUGUGAACUUUAGCUGGGCUGAUUGUAUGCCAAAACCGUUAAAGUUACUUUGCUUGGAUAAUAUCGCCAACCAUUUUUCAUGGUACCCCGAUCAGUUGUUCGAGUGGAUUACUCCUAUAAACACAGAGUACUUCGUGGAAACACUGAGUACUAGUUUACCGAUAGCUUUAGUCAUCCACGUCCCGGGUGAUGAAUAUUGGCGCCGCCGGUAUGUCGGUACAUGGCCAAACGACGUUAUAUCAACAAGGAACCCUGCAGUCUCUGUCAAAAUUGUAUACAUAACCAAAUACGUAUCGGAUAUUAUUGAAAACUUGGAACCGGGUUACGUCGAUGAAACGGAGCUUUCUGAUAUAUUGAUGGUUUGCAGCCCAUACGUUACUGCGAUAGAUUGCCAACAGCUUCGUAUCCAAGGUUCGAUGGUACACACAUUGGCGAUCGAUGAACCUAAGGGAAUUUUACCCCACGAUCCGAUUCACAUAGAUAUAAGUUUCGUGUUGGGUAUUUUAAAAAACAUUCAGACCCUAAGCCUGGUUUAUGGUUCUAGGACAUUCACAACUAAACCCCCGAUGUAUAGUCCCGAACAGUACAGGUUCAAUAUUGAUGACAUGGACACGCUCGGCCGUGGCUUGGUAAUAUCGGAACACCUGACAAGUCUGGCUAUUACUAAGAGUGAAUUAAAUAUGCCAAAAUUCAACAGGCUACUACCAUAUUUAAUGAAGUGCCAUGGUCUCGAAGAGAUCAACUUUUCGUUUUGUAAACUAAGUUCUCUAGGUGGGAAAUCGGUAGCACAUUUUGUAAAAACUGCGAAAAUGUUAAAGCUGGUGAACUUAUGCGGUAAUAAUAUCGGUCCAGAUGGAGUAGAAUCUUUGUCAUUUGUGAUUUUAUGGAGGCGAAAUAACAACUACCCGGCAAUUGAGUUAAAUUUAAAUAUGAACAAUAUAAGUGAUAUUGGUGCCAAAUAUUUAGCAUCUGCUUUAGCAUCAGGAGUUCAACCUUUGACUAAACUUCGGAUUCGUAAUUGUAAUAUAACUGAAAUCGGAGGAUUAAACAUUGCUCAGUCAUUAGCAUAUGAUCGUGGAUUACGUGCUUUAGAAAUAGAUAACAAUCCAUUAACAUUGGAAGUGGCUAAUGCGUUACACACAACGUUGAAAACGAAUUUGAAUAUUAUGUACAUAUCUAUUCAAAAUUGCAACUUCCCACAGAGCAUCACAAAUUUCCUGAGCAGAGUAGCGUUUUAUAAUAGACACGGAAAACGCUCCGAGUUGAUCUACGUAGAUUUCGAAUACUUGUGUUAUGAUGAUGACGAAGUAGAACAGGAAAAUAUUUCACUAGAAGAAGGGACAAUGGAAUCAGAGACUAUGGAAAAUGAUGUGAAGGAAGGAUUAAUAUAA
This is a messenger RNA of Macrosiphum euphorbiae (potato aphid), 1500 nucleotides long. The record is from the annotation of a GenBank genome assembly. NCBI's taxonomy places the organism in Eukaryota, Metazoa, Arthropoda, Insecta, Hemiptera, Aphididae.